Molecule: messenger RNA, 1369 nt
Organism: Dendronephthya gigantea
Lineage: Eukaryota; Metazoa; Cnidaria; Anthozoa; Malacalcyonacea; Nephtheidae
Product: RAB6-interacting golgin-like
Exons: 4
Coding region: 16-1002 (328 amino acids)
Biological process (GO): non-motile cilium assembly
Source: RefSeq, a predicted model, not a curated record
UUUAAUACACCACCGAUGGCGGGUUUUUCAGGCUUCACAGACGAAGAAAUACAGCGUUUUAAAACCCAAGGAGAAAGCACGGGUUCUAAUAGAAGUGAAAAACAAGAACCGAUCAAAAAGGCUGCCAUUAAUCCCGCCGGCAAGCGCUCAAGAACGCGCGAAAAAAUUCGUAGUAAAUCGACGAAUUCUAAACAGAAUGACAGACCUCCAGAAUCACGAAAGAAUGAACCGAAAGAGGAAGUUGUGGCUGAAGGGAAGGAAGAACAGGGAGAUGUUGAGGAAAAGAAAGUUGAAGAAACUUGUCGCGAAGUUCAGGUGGUCAUGGAGCCUGAAAAAGUAAAAGAAUUGGAACUUUCAAAUAUUGAGAAAAUGCAACAGAAACAGAAAGAGAUGGAAAUGAUUAACAAAAAGAAAGAGAAAAUGUUACAAAGUGCCUUGAAAAAACGUUAUGCGAAAACCAAAAGAGAGACUGAAACACUUAAACUGGUUCAAAAAGAACUUAGUCGACUAGAUAAUUUGCUUUAUACUGACGUUCAAAUUUUGAGAGACAAAAUUGACCAUUCCUGUCGAGAAUUUGAUGCUGCAAGAAAACGCUAUGAAAGGGCAGAAGCAGAAUUUAUUAGUGCCAAAAUGAACCUACAUGAGAAGACAGAAACAAAAGAUCAACUGACAGAACAUUUGUGUUCAAUUAUCCAACAAAAUGAGGAAAGAAAGGCCAAAAAACUGUCUGAACUUAUGGAAAAACUUGAACUAGCUGAACAAGAAGUGAACGUGGAAUUAGAAGAAAGUAUUUCAGAGGAUUUGAAGGAAAAAUCUGCAAAUCAUAGUUUUGCGCAAAUAGAAGAUGAAGUUGUUGACACACAAGACAAUAAAACAUCCAAAACCGAGGAAACUGAAGAACAAUCAGUUACAAAUACUGAAAAUUGUUCAAAACAAGAUAUUUGUAUUGAAAACAAUAAUAAUGAGAAUACAAAUCAGAAGCAGAAGACUGUUGAAGAGUGAAGGAUAAUUUUUUGGGAGGAAUAAUUUUUUUUCUUUGAUUACAGAGCAGUGGAAGAGAAGUUUUCCACCCUCGUUCUAUUAAACAAAAAGCCGAGUAGAAAUGUUUGAAAAAGAGUGAAUUUUUUAUAAUGCAAAGUACAAUAUUUUACCAGAGAAAGUGGGAAUAUAAUACACCUUUUUGAAAGUCAGUUUGGGGAACCUUGCUCUUAAUAAAAGAUGUUGAAUCACGAAAGUGAGGCAACCCAAACAUCGCAAUUAACUAGACCGACUGUUAUAUGUUGAUCUGAAUCAUCUGAUUGUGUCCUAAGUAGUAAAUAACAAAAAACCAGAUCGUUUGGCGAGGCUGUUUUUACAUCAUUGUAUCUGA